Molecule: messenger RNA, 1179 nt
Organism: Lodderomyces elongisporus
Lineage: Eukaryota; Fungi; Ascomycota; Pichiomycetes; Serinales; Debaryomycetaceae
Gene: GPI8
Product: GPI-anchor transamidase
Exons: 1
Coding region: 1-1179 (392 amino acids)
Biological process (GO): attachment of GPI anchor to protein; proteolysis
Cellular component (GO): GPI-anchor transamidase complex
Molecular function (GO): GPI-anchor transamidase activity
Source: RefSeq, a predicted model, not a curated record
AUGCAACUCUUGCGUACCCUUUUACUACUUCUUGCACCUUAUCUAAUAGCUUUUGCGAUAGCGGACGAUGCUACAGCAGAUGCAAUCGUUCAACAAAUACAAGAUGGUCCCAUGGCCAAAUCGAAUCACACGAAUAACUGGGCUGUCUUGGUAUCUACUUCGAGGUUCUGGUUUAACUAUCGUCAUAUGGCCAACUCGUUAAGUUUUUACCGUACAGUGAAAAGAUUAGGUAUUCCCGAUUCCCAGAUUAUAUUGAUGCAAGCCGACGAUAUAGCGUGUAAUGCACGAAAUGCCUUUCCUGGGACUGUGUUUAAUAACAUGGACCAGGCCUUGGAUCUCUAUGGUGACAAUGUCGAAGUUGAUUAUAGGGGUUAUGAAGUUACGGUGGAGAAUUUUAUACGAUUAUUAACUGAUCGGUGGGGGUCUGAACAACCAAGAUCCAAGAGACUUUUGACCGACGAGAAUUCCAAUAUAUUUAUCUAUUUGACAGGCCAUGGAGGUAACGAGUUUUUGAAGUUUCAAGACGCUGAGGAGAUAGGGGCUUAUGAUCUUGCAGAUGCAUUUGCUCAAAUGCACGAGAAGAAAAGAUACAAUGAAAUAUUCUUUAUGAUAGAUACAUGUCAAGCAAACACAAUGUACGAAAAAAUAUACUCACCAAACAUUUUGUGUGUUGGGUCAUCAAGGUUGGAUGAAAGUUCAUACAGUCAUCAUUCCGAUAUGGAUAUUGGUGUUGCAGUUAUUGAUCGGUUUACUUAUUAUGCUUUAGAUUUUCUUGAAAAAGUAGGAAGAAAUUCAAAAAUGACCAUGGAUAAAUUGUUUGAAGUAUUUACAUUUGAAAAUGUGCAUUCACACCCGGGAAUUAGGACGGAUCUAUUCCAAAGGGAUAUCGAUAAAGUGCUUAUAACAGAUUUUUUUGGCAGCGUGCAAAAUGUUGUUUUGGAAGAAGCACCCGAGGAUCUAUUAAACAAAUCUCGGAAAAUUGACAACGGAGAGGUGGCUGCAGUACCCGAGUUUCCAUUAGAUGCGACUCAAAAUAAGAGAGGACCUGCUAUAUACGGGUUUGAGCGUAAUGAGACUAAAAAGCCUAUGGUUAAAAUCCCACCAUUUGUGGCCAGGACAAUUGGAGUAGCUGCGACCUUAGUGGUGCUUGCUCUAUGGAUGAUUACACCAAAAAUCUAA